AUGACGUUGCAACAUCCUAAGGCACACCGUGUGUUCUCCCGGGCUGCUAUAGCACCACUGUUCACAGUCAGAAUCUAGUUGCUGCUCCUGCAGGUGGUCGGCUUUCUUCUUGGCCUUGUAGGCCAAGAAGCUCGAGCCUUUGGCAGCCCCAAGUUUCACUCAAGCACCCCAAGGCCUGUGAUUGAUCCAUUACUCCUGCUUUUGGGGAUGCAGCUGGCCAAGCUGAUCCAACAAAGGAAGGUGAAAUGCAUAGAUGUUGUUCAGAUUUUUAUCAACAGAAUCAAGGAUGUGAACCCAAUGAUCAAUGGAAUUAUCAAGUACAGGUGAACAUUUUUACUCUCUCAUGGUCAUGCUGUAGAUAAAAAGCUUGAAGAGAAGCAGGAAGAUGAAGCCAUCCUGGAAAAGAAAUGGCCUUUCCUUGGGGUUCCUUUGACAGUCAAGGAAAGUUUGCAGCUAAAAGGGAUCAUGUCUUAUUUUGGACAGCUGACCUACGUGUUUAAACUUUCAUGUGUGGUCUCCAACCAGGGUCAGUUUCCCAUGGCCAGGAGAGCCCAGGAGAUGUUUAUGUUCACUGGCCCAAUGUGCCGCUAUGCUGAGGUUAUGGCAUGACCUGGGAUCAAAAAGUUAAAACUCAACGGAAAGGUACAUUUAAGGGAUUUGAAAUUUUACUGGAUAGAACAUAAUGGAGGCUCAUAUUUAAUGUCAAAAGUGGACCAAUAUCUCAUUCUGGCUCAGAAGAAGGUAAUUAUAAAAAGAAUAUCUUUAAUGCAAUUCAUUUUUAGUCAAAGAGAUACCAUUCUAACCCCAUUCCUUCAUUGCUUGCCAGAUAUUUAUGUGUGA
Messenger RNA from Eubalaena glacialis (North Atlantic right whale), 840 nucleotides. RefSeq names its product fatty acid amide hydrolase 2 (gene FAAH2). Lineage: Eukaryota; Metazoa; Chordata; Mammalia; Artiodactyla; Balaenidae. The record is from RefSeq and is a predicted model, not a curated record.